AUGACUACAGUCAGGGAAGAACAGCUUUUGUUACACCACACGAACAACGACACAAAACUGGACGGGCUGGAGAUCAUGGCGGCUUUACAUCACAUGGGGUACAUGUUUAAACUCCAACCUCAGGAGAAAAUGGGUAAAACACCGGAACAGAUGGCGGCAUUGGAGGAGGAGAGACAGAAGGGGGCCCUCAAGCAUUUCACAGAUAUUAUCGACCGAGUCUUGGUAACGGACGAUGUUAACAGAGAUGGCUACAUAUCUUACCCGGAAUACAUGAACGCCAGAAAACGAGACUUCCACCAGUAUCAGCAACAGGUUGCUAUGCAACAGCAACAAAUGGCUCAGAUGCAGGCCGCGCAAUUCCAGCAGUUCCAGCAAUUCCAACAGUACCAGCAACAACAAGCUCAAAUGGCGCAACAACAGCAACAAAUAUUCCAACAGCAACCGAACCAAAAUCAAAUACCUAAUACGCAACAAUUCCAGCAGCAACCACAGGCCGGUGCAACCAAGUCUUCUUACGGGCAUCGCGUGGGAUCUCACCUUUCAAAAUGAAUUUCAGGAGUAAUUAACUUCCAUUCAAUUUGAUUUAUCUCUUUAUGGACUUUUUGUAAUUUUACGAGAAUAAAACUGAGUGAAAAUAUUUUUACACCGAAAAAGAAAAUUUCCAAACUACUGAGAGCUCGAGAUCAAAAUAUGUCAAGGAAGAAUGGUGCGUGCAUGUAUUUUUGUUGUGAAUAGUCUAAUUGUUUGGUUUUUGGUGCAUGUACAUGCAAACCAUAUAGUAUUUGUGAGCCUUUAAUUAUUUAAAUUUGAAUGACCAUUAAUUUAUGAAAGAAAGAAAGAGAGGAGAGAUAGGGAGAGAGAGAGUAUGAAUAUGAGAGAAUAUGAAUAAUUAUGCUGAUUUAUACAA
This is a messenger RNA of Saccostrea cuccullata (small rock oyster), 907 nucleotides long. RefSeq names its product general transcriptional corepressor trfA-like. NCBI's taxonomy places the organism in Eukaryota, Metazoa, Mollusca, Bivalvia, Ostreida, Ostreidae. The transcript has 3 exons. The coding region runs from base 1 to 549 and encodes 182 amino acids. The record is from RefSeq and is a predicted model, not a curated record.